AUGGCAACCACAGCUAUCGUCCCGCAUUCACCUCGAAUGGGUUCCACCGCAUUCCCCCUCAAUCGUCUACCCAUUGAAAUCAUACACAUGGUCUUCGAACAAUUGACGCGAGGAUACCAACAGCGAGACAUCGCCUGCCUACGCCUUGUCUGCAAACGCUUCGCUGAUAUCGGCAACUACCACCUCCUCUCCGAAGUCCAUCUCUUCUUCAAAUCCAGCCAAUUUGAACAGCUCCGCCAGAUCUCCGAACAUCCCACCAUCAGCAAGAAAGUCAACACCCUCUUCUACGAAGCCGACACCAUGGAAGGAUAUGGCUCAAUGCAAGUAUGGAAAGAGAACAUUUGUGUUCCGGGUUGGUAUAAGAAUCUGUCACCGGGGGAUCUCCAUCCUCCUCCACCAACGGCUAGUGAGAGGGAGCAGCGGGCUUACAAACGCGAUCUGAAGAAGACGAUGCACGGGCCUAAAUUCACGCACUCAGAUAGGUUGCUGACAAGGGCAUACGACAUAUUCCAGGGGUACCUAGCGGAUCAGGAAAGCAUUCGAGCGCAAGACUACAAUGUGAAGAUGCUAAAGGAUGCUAUGAUCAAGAUGCCGAACCUGAAGACCAUCGAGAUGUCAACAGAGUGUUGUCUCAACAGUGGCCGUAGUACGAGGAUGGAGCAAGCUUUCAAGGAUGGACUGUCAGCUCCAUAUGGGGACAGGUCAACAGCGGAAGGCUGUGGGGUCGGGCAAUUACGGUCUCUACUCCUCGCCGCAGAUGUUGCUGGUCUGGAGCUCGAGACGCUUUCUGCCGGUAACCUGGACUGGCGCUUCUUCAUGGACCCAAGCAAGCAGAAUCUCGAGGCAUUGUCUGCCGACAACAUGGAUAACGUGGACUGGAGUCUCUUCAUGGAUUCAAGCAAGCAGAACCCCGAAGUCCUGCGGAAGAUGCAAAGAGCUGUACGGUCUCUACGAACCCUUAAGCUGUACAUCUCAACCAGCAGCGAGUACGACUAUGACAUGUAUUUCGACGAUCUCAGUCACGUCAUGGUACCAGAGUGUGCCAAGUACCUGCACGAAACUUCCCAUCUCAAAGACUUCAUCACCGCGAGCCCAGACCUUGAGCGCUUGGACAUCAACUUCGACUGCGACGAUCCUUACCCUCCGGCUAGCCUUUGUGAUAGUGUUGGCACCUUCAAAUGGCAUGCUCUACGCGUCGCAGCCUUCGCCUACAUCAGCGCCGACGAAGACUGCCUGGUCCAGUUCUUCGCCAGACACGCUAGCACCCUGCGAAAGAUCCGCCUGGAUACGAUCCUCCUGACCACAGGAUCAUGGGCACCCCUAAUACAACGCGCACGCAAAGUCCUCAAGCUAGAGAAAGCAGUCCUCUCUGGCAAGCUGAGAAGCAACGAUCCGGAAGAGUCCUACUAUUUCGACCUCCCGGCCGGUCUCAAUGGGGGCAAGAGGGCGAAGAUCGAGGUUGCGGUUGAGGAAUAUUUGGUCAAGGGUGGUGCUGCGCCGUUGCUGGAUUUGAACGCUCUGGCCGAGGAGCAUUACCGUGCUUAUGUGUAUCCGGACGAGGAUGCUUGGGAGUAUGUGGAUACGGAGUCCGACGAGGCCAUCAUGGAUCGAUUCUGA
Molecule: messenger RNA, 1617 nt
Organism: Letharia columbiana
Lineage: Eukaryota; Fungi; Ascomycota; Lecanoromycetes; Lecanorales; Parmeliaceae
Exons: 1
Coding region: 1-1617 (538 amino acids)
Molecular function (GO): protein binding
Source: RefSeq, a predicted model, not a curated record